UAUGUCGGGAAAUCGCGAGAUAAAAAUCAUGUACGAAAAUGCGCUGAAUAUUUUGUCUUUUUUUUAUACAAUUUCUAGGCUCAUAAUUUAUGUCAUGCUUUGGAAAUUUCCACAAUAUAGCAUGACUAUUUCCUUUAAACACUGGCACAAUUGGUGGUUUAUAAUCCAUUUAUUUAUUUCAAAUUAUUCCCCUUGAAUGAAACAGUUUCGUUUGAGCAGUUCACAGGUAGCGCAACCUGUCUCGUAGUGUUCAUUUUCAAUGGCUAUUAAACGCUGUAAAUCAAAGUGACAUCGUGUACUGUUGGAUGUCUUCAAUUGAAGAAGGUUCGGAAAUGAUAUUUCCACAUGCUUUAAAUAGUUUGGGAAGUUAUUUUUCAAGACCCCAAGGAAGUGUGAGAUGUAUGGAAUCAGCUGUGAAGGAUCUGGAAAGCAGGUGUUUUACCUCGCAGACGAAGGCCAGUCACAUGGUAAAGGUGCACCACUACCUUAACACAAACAGUCUUGGCAAACAGCAUGCUCACGUUCAGUGUGACAACUGUUGCGGCCAAAAUAAAAACAACAUAGUCAUCUGGUACCUUCUGUGGAGAGUUCUUGUAGGUUUACACAAAAUCACUCUCAGGAAGGUCUCGAAACUGAAUGUUAAUGUGAGCUGUGACAACCUGCCAUAAGAAAUUUUUGCGAAAGGGCUUGAUCUGGACCAUCUGACAGUGGUAUUAUUUAUUUGAAAACAUUCGUGAAUUCUGUCGCACAGAUGAACCAAAAACUUGACAUGUCCGAAACGCCCUACUGGUUAGCGACAAAAUGCAGACUGUGCCCCCCCCCCCCCCAAAAAAAAGAAGAUGCAUUAAGAUGCGCAUCUGAUCUUCUCUGAUCAUGCCACAACAAUUACAUCAUGUAUCAGUGUUUAUUUUGGCCAGGGUAUUGGGUGAUAUAUUUUCCCCCAAACAGUGCAAAAACUCCUCUAUUCCUAGGAAAGCUAAAACAUGUAUACGAGUGCUAAAUGUGUCAGUUGAUACAGGUUUUGAAAUGUUCAAUACAAAUGUUUGUUGUUCUAAUUGUAUAAGCUUGUUUUCAAGUUUUUUAUAUCUCAAAUUUACAAAACAAAAAUCAUUUUUUCCAUGUUACCAUGCAAUUGUUUUCGCCUUAUGGACACAGACUGCCUUUCCGAAAAACUGGAAAAAAAUCAGUGUGAAUAUUGUAUUUAUUUAUGUCUAACAAUGAAAAUCCCAUAUUUUUGUUUGUUUGCUACAUUGUUUCCAUAGUAACAAAAACAAACAAUUUUUAUGUUUAAGUUAUUGUUUAUUUUGUCUAUUUUUCUAUAUCAGAAAUAAUGAUAAAUAAUGAUUAUUUUAUUUACGGAAACAUUUAGUAUCCAAGUGUACUUUUAACCAACACUUUUCAAUGCUGUUUUUUCCGUUCUGUUGUGUUUGAGGUUACAUUAUACUUAAAUACACAUGUAACUGAAUAAAAAAGGAAAUUGUUCAUGGAACACAAAAAUUAUUGAUUGUUAUUGUUUAACUAGUUACAAAACAGUGAAAUUAAUGUAGUGCAUGCCUUUAAAAAAAAAACUUGAUUGAAAAUACAAUUCAUAUAUUUAUAAAAGGUGUGAUUGUGUGCUCUAGUGAUUAUUAACAUGUAGAUCGGUUACCAUAGCAACACAAAUGGUACAUUUUAAAUGUCCAUAAUGCUGUUGUCAGUUUAUUGCACUAUAAUUAUGUAUUUGACUAAAGGAAAGGUUAUUGUUUUAAAAAACAAUGAGCUUGUUUUUUGUAUGUUUUCGUUGUUUAUUUGUAUUAAUUGAUAACUUUUAGAGACGGUAAAAUGUAGGGUUGGUCACUUUGGAAGGUCAUAAAAUUAGAUUUGAAUAUGAUAAAUAAAAAAACUAUAUCAUUUUUGUGAACUACAAUGUUUAGAAAAUUCAAAAUUGCCAAAAAAUCAAAAUGUGAUUUUUUUUAACACAAGACUGAUUUUCCCAGCAUUGGUCACAUAUAUGAAUUAUUUACACUUUACUAGCCUAUAUCUAAGUUAACUAAGGACCGACAUGAAUAUGUAAUUGUGUGUAUGUACAUAUCUAAGAAUACGUAUUAAAUGUUGGUUUCAAACAGAAAUAAACAUAUAUCCAUGUGA
Messenger RNA from Dreissena polymorpha, 2127 nucleotides. RefSeq lists its product as uncharacterized. Bases 306 to 668 code for a protein of 120 amino acids. NCBI's taxonomy places the organism in Eukaryota, Metazoa, Mollusca, Bivalvia, Myida, Dreissenidae. The transcript is spliced from 4 exons. The record is from RefSeq and is a predicted model, not a curated record.